CUAAUACGAAAGGCCAGCGUGGGGGGUUACAAUAAGUACCUCGGUACCUAGCGAAUCUCUUCGUCGAUCGAGUGCAUACCUCCCGGUUUGAAAUCGCAGCCACAGACAUCAAUCAAUCGAAGUCUCCAUGUAACGAUCGUCGAAAUGACCGGACCAAAGCCAGGACAGAAGACAGUGCUUAUAACUGGCUGCACGCCAGGGGGCAUAGGGCAUGGUCUAUGCCUGGAAUAUCACCGACGAGGUCUUCAUGUCAUCGCUACUGCACGAAGAAUCGAGGUCUUGUCCGAGCUUGCAGCUCUGGGCAUGAGUACUCUCGCAUUGGACGUUACCGACGCCGAGAGUAUCAAAAAGUGCCAUGGGGAAGUUGAAGAGUUGACCAACGGAAAGUUGGAUAUUCUCGUGAACAAUGCGGGUCGCACGCAUACUCAUCCCGCAACGGACAUUUCGCUCCCAGAUGUCCGUCAGACCUUUGAGACGAACGUGUUCUCGAUCAUGGCCAUGGUCCAGGCCUUCGUAGACCUACUUAUCGCCGCCAAGGGCUUGAUCAUUAACAUCUCGUCUCUUUCAUCCGUGACACCUUACCUCUUUGGAUCUGUCUAUUGCGCAAGUAAGGCUGCCGUGGUUGCUUAUUCCCGUACUUUACGGUUCGAACUCGCGCCGUUUGAUGUUCGCGUGAUGGUUUCAAUGACGGGCACAGUCAAAAGCAACACAGCGAGUCAAGCGCAUCGAGUAUUACCAGAGAACAGUCUUUACAAGCGUGCCAGUGAUAUCUUCCAAUGGAGACUGGUCUUCAGCCAAAAUGCUUCUACGGUACCUACGGAAGUGUUCGCGAAGAAGCUGGUCCAGGAUUCGCUCCGUCCCGAGCGACCAGCGAUCAUACGACGCUUUUUUGGACGUCCAGAUUGGUUUUGGUAUGGCGGCCUAGCAGGUCUUGUGUGGUUUGGGACAUGUGUAGGCGAGUGGAUUGUUGAUGCUAUGUGCUGGCGUACAUUCCGCAUGGAAGAGAUGAUAAAGGUUCUCGAUUUUAAGAACCAGCAGAAAAAGCUCAAGUGAGAUUAAAAUUCUUAUUCAUUUCAACACGGAGUAGAAUCAGCUCCUUCGGCUUACGGAAUAUGGACCUAUGGCCCGGGCACCAACACGUCGUGGUAGAAAAUGCUGGUUGGCGUAAACGUAUCUGGGUUGAAUUGAGGCGCUUGAUGGUGUGUUAGAUCGAUUUUUUAUAAUCGACAUUUUCGUUCGUUAACGGAACCUCUCAAUAUCUAACAAGGCCUACAUUACCUUGCGAACUUGCCUACAUCGUAACCGGGAUACUAUACAAUGAGAAAACAGGUACUUGCGUACAUAUCGGCGUGUCAUAUCCCAGCUGAAGGCACCUUGAGUAACCCAAAUACAGCCACUCGUUACCUCCUUAGGCUACUUACAUAUGUAGGUUGCGUAGAGGCUCAGAAAAUUUACUCCGAGCUCCGGAUCUCC
Hypoxylon trugodes is the source of this 1473-nucleotide messenger RNA. Its product is annotated as NAD(P)-binding protein. NCBI's taxonomy places the organism in Eukaryota, Fungi, Ascomycota, Sordariomycetes, Xylariales, Hypoxylaceae. Gene Ontology annotation, molecular function: triacylglycerol lipase activity; acylglycerone-phosphate reductase (NADP+) activity. Bases 145 to 1053 code for a protein of 302 amino acids. The record is from RefSeq and is a predicted model, not a curated record. Gene Ontology annotation, biological process: phosphatidic acid biosynthetic process; triglyceride catabolic process. Gene Ontology annotation, cellular component: endoplasmic reticulum; lipid droplet. The transcript has 4 exons.